CAUUAGCUAGCAACUAGUCUAGUCACCACAAUCAAACUCAAGUGCGUGAGUGAGUGGUUCACGGCAGUGGCCAAUAGGAAUAGGACCAGAGAAUUUCUCAUUCCAAUGAUCAUGAAGUCAGUCAAAUUGCAAAUUAUUAAGAAGUGAAUUGAGGGGUACUUUUCACUUUUGGGAUCCUAUAUCCAUGGCACAAUUUCUAAGUUGAAGUUGUAAAUCAAGUUCUAGUGUUCACUGAUCCAAUGGCACAAGCAAGCCUCUCUCACUUCUCAUCCUUCUUUCUGAUUCUUCUUCUCUUUGCACUGUCACUUGGGCAACAAACAACUGCAGGACAUGGACUCUCAAUCAAGGAAGCCACCAUAGACGAUAUCCAACUAGCUUUCAAGCACAAGCAGCUCACAUCAAGGCAACUGGUCCAGUUUUACCUUGGGGAAAUCAGCAGGCUCAACCCUUUCCUCAAAGGGGUCAUAGAAGUGAACCCGGAUGCGCUUUAUCUUGCGGACAAGGCUGACUACGAGCGCAAGACUAAGGCACCAUCUGUGUCACUCUCUAAGUUACAUGGCAUUCCCAUUCUGGUCAAGGACAACAUUGCAACCAAGGACAAGUUAAACAACACAGCUGGCUCUUAUGCUCUGCUUGGCUCUGUUGUGCCCCGGGACGCCGGUGUGGUGACCAAAUUGAGGAAGGCUGGGGCUAUCAUACUGGGAAAGGCCAGCUUGAGUGAGUGGGUCUAUGGGAGGUCCAAUCAUACACCUCCUGGUUGGAGUGGCAGAGGUGGCCAAGGGGUGUUCUCAACAGAUGCCGCAUAUGUUCUUGAUGUCAUUGCAGGCAUUGACAGCAAUGACCUUGCAACAAGUGAGGCAUCGAGGUACAUUCCCAAGGGCGGCUAUGCACAAUUUCUCAGACCUGAUGGACUUAGAGGUAAGAGAAUAGGGAUAGUGACAGCCUUGUUCAACUUCGUCGGUGACGCUUCGCAGACUCAAACUUUUGAACAGCAUUUCAACACUCUGAGGAAAAGAGGUGCUGUUUUGGUAGACAAUUUGGAAAUAGCACAUUUUGAUGAAAUCUACAAUGCAAGUAGUGAAAUCAUUGCAUUGUCUGCUGAGUUCAAAAUUUACUUGAACACAUACCUCAAGAACUUGGUGGCUUCGCCAGUCCGAUCCUUGGCAGACGUGAUAGCCUUCAACAAUAAAAACUCAAAACUGGAGAAAGUGAAGGAGUAUGGCCAAGGCCUACUCUUGGAAGCUGGAGCAACAAAUGGGAUUGGCAAUGCAGAGAAAGCAGCGCUGGUAAACUUGGCAAAGCUAUCGAAAAAUGGUUUCGAGAAGCUCGUGACGAAGAAGAGGCUAGACGCAGUGGUGGCUCCAUCUGAAGCCGUGUCGACGUUGCUCGCCAUAGCAGGUUCCCCAGGUGUGGUUGUCCCAGCAGGAUAUACUAAAGAUGGGGUACCGUUUGGCAUCUCCUUUGGCGGGCUGAGGGGUUCGGAGCCAAAGCUAAUUGAGAUAGCAUACGGCUUUGAGCAAGCCACUAAGAUUAGGAAGCCUCCUUCACUUAAAAACUUCAAGAUUUAGAGCCCCAUUUUAUUGUUAUUGAAGCUAAUGAGUGCACUAUUGUAGUCUCAUGAUCAACAAAAUGCUAAGAAUAAUAAUGACGGGUCUUUGAUCA
This is a messenger RNA of Prunus avium (sweet cherry), 1662 nucleotides long. The record is from RefSeq and is a predicted model, not a curated record. Lineage: Eukaryota; Viridiplantae; Streptophyta; Magnoliopsida; Rosales; Rosaceae.